AUGACAAUGGAGGAGAAGGAAGAACACUCUACAGAAGCUGCAGUUACUUCACACAAUGACUCCAAAUUGUUCGACGAUGACGACCGUGUUAAACGAACAGGAACGGUUUGGACAACAAGUUCGCAUAUAAUAACAGCAGUAGUAGGAUCAGGAGUGUUGUCGUUGGCAUGGGCGAUAGCUCAAUUGGGUUGGAUAAUUGGUUUAUCAGUCAUGGUUUUCUUCAGUCUCAUCACUUGGUAUACUUCAUCACUCCUAUCCGAAUGUUAUCGAACAGGAGAUCCUCAUUUCGGGAAAAGAAACUAUACUUUCAUGGAAGCUGUUCACACCAUUCUCGGGGGUUUCUAUGACACCCUUUGUGGGAUAGUUCAGUACAGCAAUCUUUAUGGAACUGCAGUAGGAUACACAAUUGGUGCUUCCAUUAGUAUGAUGGCAAUAAAAAGAUCUAACUGUUUCCAUUCCUCGGGAGGAAAAGAUGGAUGUCGCAUUUCAAGCAAUCCAUACAUGAUCAGUUUUGGAGUAAUCCAAAUUUUCUUUUCUCAAAUUCCAGAUUUUCAUGAAAUGUGGUGGCUCUCAAUUGUUGCAGCAAUCAUGUCUUUCACCUAUUCAUUAAUUGGCCUUGGUCUCGCAAUUGCCAAAGUUGCAGAAAAUGGUUCCUUCAAAGGUAGUAUCACAGGAGUAAGCAUUGGAACUGUGACAGAAGCCCAAAAAGUAUGGGGAGUUUUCCAAUCUCUUGGCAACAUAGCUUUCGCGUAUUCAUAUUCACAAAUUCUCAUUGAAAUUCAGGAUACCAUAAAAAGUCCACCUUCCGAGAUGAAAACAAUGAAGCAAGCCACAAAGAUAAGUAUAGGCGUGACAACGAUAUUUUACAUGCUUUGCGGCGGUAUGGGCUAUGCUGCAUUUGGAGACUUGUCACCAGGAAACUUACUCACUGGAUUUGGUUUCUAUAAUCCAUAUUGGCUCAUUGAUAUUGCUAACGCCGCUCUCAUAAUUCAUCUUGUGGGAGCAUACCAAGUUUACGCGCAACCCUUAUUUGCUUUCGUCGAGAAAAUAAUGAUAAAAAGAUGGCCUAAAAUAAAAAAGGAAUACAAACUUACAAUUCCUGGUUUUCGUCCUUACCAUCUAAAUCUAUUUAGAUUAAUUUGGAGGACUAUAUUUGUGAUCACAACAACAUUUAUAUCAAUGUUGAUUCCUUUCUUCAAUGAUGUUUUGGGAUUAAUUGGAGCAGCUGGAUUUUGGCCUUUAACAGUUUAUUUUCCAGUGGAGAUGUAUAUCAAACAGAAGAAGAUCACAAAAUGGAGUUAUAAAUGGAUUAGUAUGCAAACUUUAAGUGUUAUAUGUUUUGUAGUAUCAGUUGUGGCUUUUGUUGGAUCAGUGUCAAGUAUUGUGGUUGAUCUUAAGAAAUACAAACCAUUCACAACUGAUUAUUGA
Vicia faba (fava bean) is the source of this 1428-nucleotide messenger RNA. The record is from the annotation of a GenBank genome assembly. NCBI's taxonomy places the organism in Eukaryota, Viridiplantae, Streptophyta, Magnoliopsida, Fabales, Fabaceae.